Cladophialophora yegresii CBS 114405 is the source of this 2385-nucleotide messenger RNA. RefSeq names its product Ca2+:H+ antiporter. The transcript has 2 exons. Gene Ontology annotation, molecular function: calcium:proton antiporter activity. The record is from RefSeq and is a predicted model, not a curated record. Bases 1 to 2385 code for a protein of 794 amino acids. Gene Ontology annotation, biological process: intracellular calcium ion homeostasis; calcium ion transmembrane transport. Gene Ontology annotation, cellular component: fungal-type vacuole membrane. Lineage: Eukaryota; Fungi; Ascomycota; Eurotiomycetes; Chaetothyriales; Herpotrichiellaceae.
AUGGUCGACUCCGCCGACGAGCCUCCGCUGUCAAGUCGUCUAUACUCAUGGGCUAAGACCAAGACUCCCUUCAUACAGAAGUCCCCUAUCCUCCCUCAAACAGAGCCCAAGACUUCGGGCCACUCUAACCCGGCGUACGAUCAAUCAGGUAGCCAUCGACACGAUGCUGGAAACAGCCCCUCUGCAGCUGGUCCUGCAACAAAUACAGACCACCUUCGAAAUGGAGGAUCGGAUACAGGCCAUCAAACUGCAUCAGUUGUGGACGAGAAAGGAGAAGGAACGCAAUCUUCCGCCAUAGGGACUACUCCUCCCAAGGGCAAGGCGCCCUUGGUCAACCGAUUCUUCCGCGAUGUUAAGCGCAUCCUCUUCUCCAGCUGGGUCAACUGGCUUCUCGUCUUUGUGCCCGUUGGCAUCAUACUGGGCAUCUUAGUCGACUGGGUGCACACCGACGUAGUGAGUCCCAGCGCCGUAUUUGCCGUGAAUGCAGUGGCAAUCAUCCCUCUCGCAUCGCUUUUGUCGUAUGCGACCGAGAGCGUCGCCAUCAAAUUGGGCGACACCAUUGGAGCUCUACUCAACGUCACCUUCGGUAACGCCGUGGAGCUGAUCAUUUUCAUCAUCGCUCUGGCUGCGAAGGAGGUGCGCGUGGUUCAAGCCGCGGCUCUUGGGUCCAUUCUCUCCAACCUCUUGUUGAUUUUGGGCAUGUGUUUUGUUGCCGGCGGUCUGCGGUUCCGAGAACAACUGUACAACUCGACAGUGUCCCAGAUGAGCGCGUGUCUACUGUGCUUGAGUGUCAUCAGUCUUCUACUUCCGACAGCCUUCCAUGCCUCCUUCUCGAACACUGCCAGAGCCGAUCAGGUGGUGCUGAAAGUCUCGCGAGGUACAAGCGUGGUCUUGUUGCUGGUCUACGUCCUCUACCUGCUCUUCUCGCUGAAGUCGCACUCCUUCAUGUAUCAGAGCACGCCCCAGCACCUUAUCGACGAGGAGUCACAUCCUGGAGUUCUCGCUGAGAUCUUAAACUCGUCCAGCUCUUCGAGCGACUCGUCCAGUUCCAGUUCCAGCGAAACUGACUCAAGCUCCAACUCGAACACAACCACGAAGCGCAUCAAACGUGCUCUCCGCCGCAAGCGCCGCAAGUCAACGUCUAGUACAAAGGACAAUACCUCUCUUCCGACCUUCACUAGAAGUUCCUCGGUUCUCACCGGUCAUGGGGGUUCGAUGAUGACCGGGGUUACUUCUGCCGAGCUAGAGCCCGUCUUUAGUGGUGAUGAGGCUGAUGUUGACGGUGAAGGAAGAUCAGGCCGGCACCGCUCACGUACACACACGGUUCACUCUCGCGAUUUCGAGAGCGGAGUGCAGAACGACCAAGGCUCGGACAAGUCGAAAAGACGCCACAGGAAGUCGAAGAAGUCCAAACGCUCAAAGAAAGACAAGGAAAAGAGCAAAGAUAAUGGGAAAGAAAAGGAGACGAUAGAAACUCUGACCAAAGAGAACUCUCUGUCGACCGCAGAUUCCGUGCAACCACAAGUGGGUUUUGCUGCAGAAAUCCAAGAAAUUCCCUCUGACGCUAUCGCUAAACGGCCAUUCAACAUUCGAAAUAUUUCCGAAGCCGUCAAGCCAGCUUUCAGCUCUGCCAACUUCCCCCAUCAUGAGGCCACUGGAAGACCGCUUGCAAUUCCGAUCCGUCCUCAGUCGCAGCCACGAGCCUCCUCUCACCAAGUACGCCGGACUGCUUCAAUGCCGGACAUCUUACGUCCUACUGUUCCUCACCAUGGAUUGGCCCUUUCUGUCUCUGCACCUCCGCAACCUGACACAUCCACGGUGCAAGCUACAACUGAGGUACAGACAGAUGCUGUUGUUGAGCCCCAAACUCAUUUAUCGAAAACUUCGGCAGUUGUUCUGCUAUUGUGCUCCACAGGCCUCGUUGCGUUGUGUGCCGAGUUCUUGGUCGGCAGCAUCGACUACCUGAUCGCCAACAGUGGUGUCAGUCAGGCUUUCAUUGGCUUGAUCAUUCUGCCCAUCGUUGGAAACGCUGCAGAGCACGUCACGGCUGUCACUGUCGCUGCCAAAAACAAAAUGGAUUUGGCCAUCAACAUCGCUCUCGGGAGCAGCAUUCAGAUCGCACUAUUUGUUACUCCGUUGAUGGUCAUACUCGGAUGGAUCAUCAAGACGGACAUGAGUCUAUACUUCAGCCUUUUCGAGACCGUCAGUCUGUUUGCUAGCGCCUUCAUCGUCAGCUUCCUGAUGAUCGAUGGACGUAGCAACUAUCUUGAAGGAGCGCUACUCAUUGCAGCGUAUGUCAUCAUCGCUGUCGCAGCAUUCUUCUACCCCACCUGCGAUCUGAGCUCCGCCAGCGGGCCGCUUGAUGGGCCUAAUCCAGUCUGCUAA